This is a messenger RNA of Nerophis lumbriciformis (worm pipefish), 2391 nucleotides long. The record is from RefSeq and is a predicted model, not a curated record. Lineage: Eukaryota; Metazoa; Chordata; Actinopteri; Syngnathiformes; Syngnathidae.
AUGGCCUCCUCUGAAGGUACACUGACACCUGUGGAUUUCAUCCAGCUGCAGGAAUACAUGGAAUAUAGCACUUUGAGGGUGAAAGAUGUAAUGAAGGAGUUUGAAAGCGGGGGUCGGCUAAGCGAGCACGGCUCCGGCUCCGGCUCCGGAGAGUACGUGGACAAAGAAGGCUUCGGCCUCUUCCUCAAGACCUACCUAGAGGUGGAGCGGUUCCCCGAAGAGUUCAACCAGCACCUCUUCCGUUACUUCAAAAGCGUCGAGCCGGACGCCUCCGCUAAAGCCCAAUCCCAAGCCGAGGGUGGGGUGUUGCUCCGUGACGUGUCCUGUUACUUCUCACUUCUGGAAGAAGGCGAGCCGCGGGAGAAACUGGAAUUCACUUUCAAACUUUACGACAAAGAUGGUAACGGGCACCUGGACAGCGCCGAAGUGGAUCGGAUCGUCGCGCAGAUGAUGCGAGCGGCCGAUUACCUCGGCUGGGACGUGGCGGAGCUCAAAACUGUGCUGAAGGACAUGAUGAAAGCAAUCGAUAUGGACGACAGUGGUACCGUCACGCUGGAGGAAUGGCUGAAAGGGGGCAUGAACAAUGUGCCUUUGCUUGUUCUGCUUGGACUGAAGGUGCCGGAAAGGGACGGGCAGCAUAUUUGGAGACUGAAGAAUUUUAACAAGCCGGCUUACUGCUGCGUGUGUGAAAACAUGCUGCUCGGCCUGAGGAAGCAGGGACUCUGCUGCGUCCGUUGCAAGUAUACUGUCCAUAGUCAGUGUUCCAACAAGAACAGCGAACUCUGUGCUCCCACCUUUGUCAAAGCGAAACAUAAAUUGAGGGUGCCGUCUCACGACUGGAUCAGAUCCGACCGCAGCUCCAAGUGUCAAGUUUGCCAGAAGAAGAUUAAAACUUUAGCCGGAAGGCGUUGCGUGUGGUGCCAGCAGAUGCGCCACGAACAGUGCCUCUACACCGGAAUAUCCACCUGUGACUGUGGCCCGCUCAAAGAUCAUAUACUCCCUCCGUGGGCCAUAUACGGUCACCUUGAGGAAGCGGACGGCACCUUGCUGAACGUGGCUCCCGACGGCAACCUCUUACAGGUUGUCCCCAUUCCCGACAUUCAUCCACUGUUGGUUUUUGUAAACCCCAAAAGUGGAGGAAACCAGGGUGAGAGAGUUCUCUGUAAGUUUCAGCACCUUCUGAACCCACGUCAAGUGUACAACCUUUCAAACGGAGGUCCCUACCCAGGGCUGCAAAUCUUCCGUAAUCUUCGAGACUACCGGAUCCUGGCGUGCGGAGGAGACGGCACGGCGGGGUGGAUCCUGGAUGCCAUCGACAAGGCCGACCUCCGGGUGAAUCCCCAGGUAGCUAUCCUGCCUUUGGGGACCGGCAACGACCUGGCUCGCUGUCUCCGCUGGGGAGGAGGAUACGACGGCUCCGAUCUGACGGAGAUUCUGAAGCGGAUCGAGGCAAGCCGGGUGAUCCGCAUGGACCGCUGGAAGAUUCGGGUGACGCCGAAUGAUCCGGAUCAAGAAGGGGACCCUGUGCCCUACCAUAUCAUCAACAACUACUUUUCAGUGGGAUCAGAUGCGUCUGUUGCUCAUCGUUUCCACUCCAUGAGAGAGAAAUACCCUCGGAAGUUCAACAGCAGAAUGAAAAACAAGCUUUGGUAUUUGGAGUUUGCAACAAGUGAGACCAUCAGUUCCUCUUGCAAGAACCUUUCAGAGUGUCUUGCCAUUGAGUGCUGCGGACAACCUCUAAACCUGAGCGCGGCCUUCUCGUGCGUCGCCGUCCUCAACAUACCGAGCAUGUACGGAGGCUCUAACGUAUGGGGCGAGUCGACGGCGCCUGACGGUCCGUCACCCGCGCGGCGCGAUGAAGUCAUUACUGAUCCGGACGUUCUUAAAACAACGGCACAAGACAUGACCGAUAAGCGUCUAGAGGUGGUAGGCCUGGAAGGGAUGAUCGAAAUGGGACAGAUCUACACUGGACUGAAGAGCGCCGGGCACAGACUGGCACAGGCUUCCCAACUGACAAUUAGGACAUUUAAAGCCCUGCCCAUGCAAAUUGACGGGGAGCCAUGGAUGCAACCUCCUUGUACAAUCCACAUAACUCACAAGAACCAAGCUAACAUGUUAAUGGCUCCUCCGCCAAAGCCGUCCGGCUUCUUCCAGAAACAAAACAAAAGCAAUGGCGCGGCGCGGCGCGGCGCUGUGCAUGGGCGUUUGCGUCAGUGGAAUCCCAUCAAUGCGUCACUCAAACGACGUCAGUGGAAGCCGCGACGUGAUUGGCCGAGGACCGGAAAUUCGCCCUCCUCUCCUUCCACUCUUUUCGGCGCGGUCCCGCCUCGCGGUCUCCACAGCGUGAUAAAACAACGAGCGCACGAAGAGUCGCGCGUGGUUCUCAACUGA